This is a messenger RNA of Prunus avium (sweet cherry), 2283 nucleotides long. Its product is annotated as putative glycosyltransferase At3g07620. Lineage: Eukaryota; Viridiplantae; Streptophyta; Magnoliopsida; Rosales; Rosaceae. The record is from RefSeq and is a predicted model, not a curated record. Gene Ontology annotation, molecular function: glycosyltransferase activity.
ACAUGCUGAACUGCUCAGUUUUGGGCUUUUCUGUUUGGCUUCAAAGGAAAUUCAGCCUCAAGUUUUGUACUUUCCAGUACUCAGGUUGACACUACCAUUACACGGUUUACAAUUUGCUUGGAGAUUGGCAAUUUCUUGUUGGAGAAGUUCUGUCGUGUACGUUAGAUGUGCUCAUCUUCGAAUUUGCAGGACUUGGCAAGUAUUAGGGUCUGGUAUGAAGUACUCAUUUCAAUUUCCUAAGAUAUGCCAUGUAGAAACCCGGAGAUGGCUUUUUCUUCUAGGGGUAGUGGCUGUUACUUACUUAUCGUUUCAGUCAUUGUUGCUUCCCUAUGGAAAUGCUCUUCGGUCUCUGUUGCCUCAUAAUGAGGUUCAAGAACAAUUCAAAGGUAGUGGCGUCCUCUCUAUUCAUUCUUCUGCCAAGUCUGUGAUGGUCCGCAAUCCUCUUACGGUACAUUCUUCUUCAGAUUUUAUUGAUGUUUCAAUGUUUGGUGGGGUGGAGAAAGCUGCUGGUAACUCUGGUCUUGGAGGAGAAAUUGGACAUGGUCAUGGACCGAUUGGGAAGGAUGUACAUAAGGAAAUUGAUUUACUAUUAGAAGAAAAAGGGAUAGAUAAUACUUUUGCAAAUACCAUGCAUAGAAAUGUUGAUCACGAUUUUCCGUCUGAGAAUGUGGUAGACACAAUUGAAAGUCUAGCAUUGGUCAGCAUUGAAAAUCAAGAAAAUGGUUCUGUUCAGGAUAAGGCUAAUGUGGCUAAGUAUGGCUUCCCUUUGGAGCGGAUUGUGUUACCAAACUAUGAAACUUCUACUGAGAAUACUUUGAAAGAAAAUUCAAAUCUGACAGCAAAAAAAUCUGAUGGUGUCAAGACUGGUUUUCCAUCCUCUCCACUCAUUUUACCUGCAGCAGCUUCGUUGGCAACUGUGAUCAAUGCUUCUGUUGGUUCUACUUCCUUCAAAAGUGAUGUUGCGACUUCAAAAAAUGGUUCUGUGGUGAUGAAAAAUCCUGGGAGGAAGAAGAUGAAGAGUGAAUUGCCACCAAAGUCAAUAACAUCAAUAUAUGAGAUGAAUCAUAUACUAUUGCGGCACCGUGCGUCUUCACGUUCAUUGAGACCACGAUGGUCCUCUGUACGUGACCAGGAUAUCCUAGCUGUAAAGUCACAGAUCGAGCAUCCUCCUGUUGCAAUAAAUGAUCGAGAACUUUAUGCCCCUCUCUUUCGAAAUGUUUCUAUGUUUAGAAGGAGUUACGAACUUAUGGAACGCACACUGAAAAUCUAUAUCUACAAGGAUGGAAACAAGCCCAUCUUCCAUCAACCAAUACUCAAGGGGUUAUAUGCUUCAGAAGGAUGGUUCAUGAAACUGAUGCAGGGAUAUAAGCGCUUUGUUGUGAAGGAUCCACGAAAGGCGCAUCUGUUUUAUAUGCCAUUUAGUUCACGGAUGCUAGAGUACACUCUAUAUGUACGUAACUCUCACAACCGUACAAACCUACGCCAAUUUUUGAAGGAAUAUUCCGAAAAAAUUGCAGCAAAGUAUCCUUACUGGAACAGAACUGGUGGAGCAGAUCAUUUUCUUGUUGCUUGCCAUGACUGGGCUCCAUAUGAAACAAGGCACCAUAUGGAACGUUGCAUCAAAGCCCUCUGCAAUGCUGAUGUAACUGGCGGCUUUAAAAUUGGAAGGGAUGUGUCUCUUCCCGAAACAUAUGUUCGUUCUGCGAGAAAUCCUCUUAGAGAUCUUGGAGGCAAACCCCCUUCUCAGAGGCAGAUUCUUGCCUUUUAUGCUGGAAAUGUGCAUGGCUAUUUACGUCCAAUUCUGCUAGAGCACUGGAAGGACAAAGACCCUGAUAUGAAGAUCUUUGGUCCAAUGCCUCCUGGUGUUGCAAGCAAAAUGAAUUACAUCCAACAUAUGAAGAGCAGCAAAUACUGUAUCUGCCCCAAGGGUUACGAGGUCAACAGCCCACGAGUGGUCGAAGCAAUAUUUUAUGAGUGCGUCCCUGUGAUCAUAUCCGAUAAUUUUGUUCCGCCAUUUUUCGAGGUUUUGGAUUGGGGUGCAUUCUCUGUAAUUCUUGCAGAGAAAGACAUUCCAAACUUAAAAGAGAUACUGCUUUCAAUACCAGAAGAGAAGUAUCUUCAGAUGCAGCUAGGGGUCAGGAAGGUUCAAAAGCAUUUUCUCUGGCAUGCUAAGCCGCUUAAGUAUGAUCUCUUCCACAUGACUCUUCACUCAAUUUGGUACAACAGAGUUUUUCAGAUAAAACUCCGGUAAGGUUGCUUAAGCAUGGUCAAAUGUUAAGAGCA